This is a messenger RNA of Rattus norvegicus (Norway rat), 321 nucleotides long. NCBI's taxonomy places the organism in Eukaryota, Metazoa, Chordata, Mammalia, Rodentia, Muridae. The record is from RefSeq and is a predicted model, not a curated record.
AUGUGCGGUGCCAAGAAGCACAACAAGAAAGGCCUGAAGAAGAUGCUGGUCAACAAUGCAAAGGCAGUGAGUGCACACGCAGAGGCCAUCAAGACCCUUGUGAAGCCUCAGGCCAUCAAGUCCAAGAUGCCAAAGGGCCCCAGCCACAGACUUUGCAGUCUGGCUUUUAUCGCUCACCCCAGGCUUGGGAAGCCGAUUCGAAGCUGCAAGGCCAAGCUUCGUAGGCUCCGCCAACCAAAGCCCAAGGCUCAAACCAAGGCCAAGGCUGAAUCUCCAGCUCAGGUUCCCAAAGGUGCCCAGGCCCCUGUGAAGGUCCCAUAG